AUGCAGCAGCAUUGCAAGGAUUCGCCUAAUAUGUGGGUUUUUUCGAUUUUUUGAAAAAUUUUGAUCUUAAGCUUGGAAAUUCCGUUAAAAUCUUGUACAUAAUCGUGGAAAAAAAGCUGUUUUAUUUCAUUUUUUGAUUUUUUGAAAAAGUUACCUUGAAAAAAGCCGAAAUUUCCAUGAAAAUUUGCUCAUUUCUUGGAUUUUAUCGUACUAUAUUAGUUCCAGAAGUCCAAAUUCAGUAAAAAUCAUGAUUUUCAGGAGAAAAGUGGUCCUUCAAGGGGCGCCAAGUCACAUGGAACGUGUCGGUCGGAUUCUUCUCGCCCAGCGGAAAGAUGCCGAUUUUAGGUGGUUUUCCUGUUUCAAAAUGGGGUUUUUAUGCAUUUUUCAAUGAUAAAAGGCUUUUGAAGAAAUUUUUUGACCCGGAAACUUCAGAAAACUCAGCCAUAGUGGUCCUUAUAGGGGCACUUGGAGGGACCCCUCUAGGGAUCACUAAGCUUGAAAAAGUGGCCACUCUAGGGGGCACGCUAGUCGUCUCUAUACUUCACUUUAAAAUCUGGGAAAUCACUAUAGGGACCACUUAAGUCUUAGGGCUUAGACUCUGAAUCCCUAAAGGGACCACUUGAAUUUCACCCCUCUAGGGACCACUCUUUUGUGGGACUGUUUUUCCCUCUAGGGCCCACUCUGGCGUUCCGAAGAAUCUUCAUAUUCUGUAAACCUUUUCAAAAAUUCAUUUUCUCACUUUUCUACUAAUAAAGCUAUCGUGGUUGUACUGUAACGUGAAGCUACAGUAACCCUACAGUAGACCCAGAAUACUGUAACCUUGAAUUACAGUGCCUGCGACUUGAGAAUCGAGCUCGACGGCGGCUUCGAACUCGUCCAUUCGGCCGUCAUUGGUGCCCAUUCGGCCAGAUUUUCCUCGGUUUUGAUAGUUACAGUACCUCGAGACCGUAACCUGGAGUACUGUAGAUCUUCUCGCACACUCGGCCACCGUACGCUCCCUACGAUAUGACGAAUUUCAGCCCGAGAAGCGCCCAGAAGGUCAUCGAUUGGAUGUACUCGGGAGAGGUAAAGAGAUGGGUAUUUAGAAAAAACGCCCUUAAGUGCCCGUUAGAACCCUUGAGUGCCCAUAAGCGCCCUUAAGCGCCCUAAGUGCCCAAUAGCGCCCUCAAGUACCCGUUAGAAGCCUUAAAUGCCCUGCAUAACUUUGUAAUGCCCGUCAGCACCUUUAAACGCCCGUCAGCGCCCUUAAGUGCCCGUCGGAACCCUCAAGUGCCCGUAAAAACCCUUAAGUGCCCGGAAGCGCCCUCAAGUGCCCGUGAGCCUCCUUAAGUGCCCGAAAACGCCCUUGAGUGCCCGUCAGAACCCUAAAUUGCGCGUCAGAACCCUUAAGUGCCCGUCAGCACCCCUGAGUGCCCGUCAGAACCCUAAAUUGCCCGUCAGAACCCUUAAGUGCCCGUCAGCACCCCUGAGUGGUCGUCAGAACCCUAAAGUGCCCGUCAGAACCCUUAAGUGCCCGUCAGCACCCUUAAUUGCCCGUCAGCGCCCUUAAGUACCCGUUAGAGCCCUUAAGUGCCCGUUAGCACCCUUGAAUGCCCGGAAGCGCCCUCAAGUGCCUAUCAGCACCUUUAAAUGCCCAUCAAAACUCUUGGGUGCCCGUCAGCGCCCUUUAGUGCCUGUCAAAACCUCAAAGUGCCCGUCAGAAACCCUAAGUGCCCGUCAGCAUCUUGAGUGCCCGUCAGUACCCUGUAAAGCCCGUAAGUACCCUUGAGUGCCCGUCAGCGCCCUUAAGUGCCCUUCAGCACUCUUAAGUGCCCGUCAGAACCCUUGGAUGCUCAUAAGCGCCCUCAAGUGCCCGAAAGCGGCUUUAAAUACCCGUCAGAAGCCCUAAGUGCCCUUCACAACUUUGUAGUGCCCGUCAGAACCCUUGAGUGCCCGUCGGAACCUUCAAGCGCCCGUUAGAGCCCUUAAGUGCCCGUCAGCGCCCUUGAGUGCCCGUUAAAAACCCUUGGGUGUCCUUCAGCAUCCUUGAAUGCCCGUUAGAGCUUGAGUUAAAAAUAACGGAUCUUUCAGAUGCAACUCAACGCCGAGACUCUCCGUGACGACCUUCUGGUGGCAGCUCACCUGAGAGCCUCAUUUCUGCUUCGCCAAAUCGAGCAUCACCUGAAGAAGCUGGCCGACGUCGGUCACGUCAUCUUUGCCCUCAACAUUGCCUCUACGGAAGGCGCCAUGGUUCAGAAGGAAUCCUGGGAGAAGAAAAUGAAGAUCUUCAGGUGACCGAAGAGACGAUGGCUCAUCUGAUGCUGGCUCUGCACGAUUCGCUGGAGACGACUUCGUUGACCCAACUCAAGCCGGCCGCCGCUCGGGCCAUCGCCACCAACUCGCUCCUGCCGGCCUGCAAGAAGACGUCACUGAUCAACGCCCUGGUCGGCUGGAGCCGUGGACAGAGGCCCGACGUCGUCCAAGACGUCUUCAGUCGGGUAGUCAUCCGUGACGUCAAGAUGGACGACGUGGCGAGGUUGAGACGCGGAUUGGUUCGGGUGAGGAGUUUAGUGGGCACUUUAGGGGUUUGACGUUUUAGGGGCCACUUAAGUGGCAAAAAAUGAUGGCCUCUUUAGUCUAAAGACUUUAGAAGUCUGAGAGGUACUACUAGAGCCCUAAAACCACUAUAGCAGUUACUUUGACGCGUAGUGGUUUCUUAAGAGGCAGUUUUAGUGAUCACUUUAGUGUUUUUGAGAAUUUUUUUGAAAUAAAAAAAGAGCUUUUUUUCGGAAAUUCAUGCAGGUUUUGGUACUUACAGGAAAUCCUAAAUUUUUUUAUUCAUUUAUUUCAGGUUCUGCUCGAUCCCCACAACACUGGACGACCUGUGGUUGGUUUUGACCGCGAAAAUAAGGUCUUUUUUUCUGUAAAAUUCGAAGGUUUUUUUGAGAAUUUGCCAUGAAAAUGAGACGUUGAGGAAUUUCUGAAAUGAAAAAAAUGAGGAAUUUCGAAGAAUUGCAUGUUUUUUUGGAGAUUUUUUUGAGAAACAUUUGAGAUUUUUUUCAAAAUUUUUUUCUUGAAACUGAGAGUUUUUUUCGAAGAACUUGAAGUUUCUUGACAAAUUUUUUUCUUGCGAGAUCAAGAUAUUUUUUUGAAAAAAAUUCAGUUUUGAGCAAUUUCAACCUGAAAUUAUUCAAAAAAAUCAACAGGUUAGAAAAAAAUUUUUUUGCAAAUUAGAAUUUUUUUCGCUAAGAAAUGGGAAAAAAAUUUAAAAAGUUGAAAAAAAUUGGAAAAGCGUAGUUUUUUUCACCCUUUGACCAGUGAAAAAAAUGAUGUAAAAAUUUCUGAUUUUUGUGAUUUUUUCUUUUUUGAGUUGAUUUAGAGGCCAAAAUUUGAACUUUCAACACUUAAACCCAAUUUUUUUCCGAGUUUCAGCUCACCCUUCACAUUGAGAAUCCACAAGAAGCCGAUGAGAAUAAGUUUGUUUUGAAAUUGUGAUUUUUUGUGCUUUUUUCGGAGCGAAAUGAGCCAAAAAAUGUCAUUUUUUAAUCCGUUCAGAGCAUUUUUCGUUGUGAAUUUAAAAUUUUUUCCAAACAUUUUUUUUUUGAUUUGAGAAAAAUCUAGCUCAUUUUAACCUUCAACUUCACUCAAGAAUAUUUGCUCCCUCAAAAACCCAAAUUAAUCAUGAGUUCCAGGGUUGAACCGACGGCUAGCCCUUCAGAGGUGAAUUUUUUUGAUUUUUUUAAAAAUUUUUUUCAAAAAGUUAUUUUUUUCAGUCCUCAUCCGACAGCAAUACUGAGCUACUGAAGGAAGAUUCGUCGAGGUAUUUUUUUUUUUGAUAAAUUUUAAUUAAGAAGGCCAGAGUGGUCCCUAGAGGGGCCUUUGAAAAUUUCCCUCUAGGGACCACUUCACCUUCCCCUAUAGGGAACACUAGACCUUGCAGAAGUGGCCACUCUAGGGGAGCAUGCUAGUGGUUCUAUACGUCUUUUUAACUGUCCUCAAGAAAAAAUAAAAUAUCCCUAUAGGGACCACUCAAGCGCCGCUAUGAGACGUACCCUAAACCCCUAUAGGAACCACUUGAAUUUUACCCCUUCAGGGUGCACCUUUUUGACCCUAUAGAGGCUGUUUAUCUCCCUCACUCCUCUAGGGACCACUCUGGCGUUUUUCAGUGCGCUCUAAGGAACCGUCUCUUUUAUUGGUUAGCCACGCCCCCUUUUCCACAGAUUUUCGCGGCUCAAACAGUUGAAAUUUUGGUACACUUUGAAUAUUAUGGCAAAUAUUCUCAUGACUUCAAAAUGAGUAUUUUUGGAUUUUAGAUUUUAUCGAUUUUAUUGAUUUUUUUCUGAAAUUUCAGAGCUUCGACCCCGACCUCCACGGCUUCGUCUUCUUCGGAAGUCCGGUGAGAAUUUUAAUGUCUGAAACUCUCUCAUGUUUACAUGCUAUUUCCACUCCUGUGAGAGAGAAGAGGGCGCAGACACGUCAGACAUUUUUCAGGCCCACCCCACCGACCCGGGUUCAAAUCGAUGUCGGCUCAAGGCAGCCCAAAACUCGACAUGGAGGGCCCUGGUCAGUAACUUCAGAGUGGUCCCUAAAGGGGUUGGGAGAAAAACAGCCCUUAUUUGGGGCAAUGAAGGGGUCCCUAGAGGGCUUAGUCCCUAUAGGGGUUGAAAUCUGACGCCUAAGGCCUGAGUGGCCCCUUUAGUGGUCUUGAAAGAUGUAUAGGAACUACACCCCUAGAGUGACCACUUUAAAAAACUUUAAUUUCCCUUCAGGAGAGGUAAGGGCUCUAAAAUUGCUAUAGGGACCACUAAAGGGCCUCAAGGUUGCUUUAGGGACCACUCUGGCCUUUUUUUGAGAAAAUACCUUUUUUCUCCCGAUUUUUGUUUUUCUUCAACAGUUUUCCAUUAGAGAAAUUAUUGAUCAAGGAUUUUUUUGGUGAAAUUUGGAUUACGGUGAGCAUUUUUGUGCACACACAUACUUUGUAUGUUUUGGCGCGAGUUUAAAAAAACGGAGGAUAAGUGGUCCCUCUAGGGACCCCUCGGAUUUAAAUUUUGAAAAAAAGCCGCGACGCGACCGCAAACGCAUCUGGAACCAUUCCAAAAAAUUUUCAAAAAAAAAUUUUCCAGCCCCUACACCCGUAGUGAAGUGGAGCUGAUCAACGGCAUGCCGAAUCCUUUCGAGUUUGCUCAAAUUUUCAAUUUAAUCGAUAAUUUUUUGUUUUUGCAGCUCGACCUCGGACCUCUCGUCACGGUAUGACGUCAUUUUUGGCUACUGUAUUCAAAGUUUUACUGGAUUAUUUUUCAGGACCGCUUCUGAUAGCCACACGAAACUGGAAGGUGAAGUAGUCCACCCGCGAGUUGGGCCUCCGAUGUGAUUUUUUGAGAGAGAACCGCGACGCGACCGCAAACGCUCCACUGAGUUUUUCGAAAAAUGGAAAUUUUUUGAUAAUAUUUUCACCGUAUUUCGUUCAGUUUACAGUAGAAACCGCGACGCGACCGCAACGCGUGUGGCUUUUUUUGGGUCCGAGAUUAAAUUUUUUCAAUUUUUUUUGAUACUUACAUAGGCAAAGUCGGAAAGGUUGGAAAAGGCUCCAUAGAAAUUUUCCUUAUAGGAUGGAGAAGGCUCCCUUUUUGCACCCUUUUUGCAGCCUUUUGGAAGCCUUUUUGCUGCCUUUUUGCACCCUUUUUGCAGCCUUUUUGCAGCCUUUUUGCACACUUUUUGCACCCUUUUUGCAGCCUUUUUGCAGCCUUUUUGCACACUUUUUGCACCCUGUUUGCUGCCUUUUUGCUGCCUUUUUGCUGCCUUUUUGCAGCCUUUUUGCGACCUUUUUUCAGCCUUUUGGAAGCCUUUUUGCUGCCUUUUUGCACCCUUUUUGCAGCCUUUUUGCAGCCUUUUUGCACACUUUUUGCACCCUUUUUGCAGCCGUUUUGCAGCCUUUUUGCUGCCUUUUUGCAGCCUUUUUGCAGCCUUUUUGCACCCUGUUUGCUGCCUUUUUGCAGCCUUUUUGCUGCCUUUUUGCAGCCUUUUUGCGACCUUUUUGCAGCCUUUUUUCACCCUUUUUGCUGCCUUUUUGUUGCCUGGAAAAAAGCUGCUGUAGUGAACAGAAAACUGGUCCCUAGAGGGCUAAAACUUGGGUGGUCACUAUAGUGAUAUUUGCCUCCUCUAGGGACCACUCUGGCGUUACAAAUUUAAGAAAUGUGUUCUAGCGAUGAUAACUGUUUCAAGAGUUUUAUUUAUACUUUUGUAAGUUUUCUCAGAUUUACUCAUUUCGUCAAACACUUCAGUUAGUAGUGUAUCCAAAUAUUUUUCAAAUUUCAUUUUUUUUUUUUUGAUUUGUUUUCAAUUCCAGAAGAUUCUCGAAAAGCGAGGUCAGCAUGAUCCGAGCCAUUCCCGAUCCGUUUGGGUUAAUUUUUUUUUUCAAUAUUGUUUCAAAGUUUUUGUAAAUUUUAGCCCUGACCCAACUAGAAGCCCGAGUGCUCCGCCCAACCGCCCGGAAAGUCCCAAUCGUGAGAAACCACGAGUUUUUGUGAGGUUGGUUGGAAAAUGCACGGAAGAGCUCAUUAAGUCAGGAAAAUGCGCUCUAGUGAAAACUUUGGCAAAAAAGAGGCGUGGCCAGCCAAUCACUGACUUUUCCGCUGGAGCGCACUUUCGUUGAAAUUUAUUGAUUUUUUCUCGAGUUUUCGUGAAGUUUGUGAAAAAAAGCCAGCAAGUGAAGUCAGCAAGUUUGCUCCAGUGAACACUUUGGCGAAAAAGGGGCGUGGCCAGCCAAUCAGGGCUUUUGUUCGCUGGAGCGCGUUUUCGUCGAAACUUAUCGAUUUUUUCUCGAGUUUUUGUCAAGAUUUUUAUAAAAUAACUGGGAACGGUUUAUUCAAUUCAGCAAGUGCGCUCCACUGAACACUUUCGCAAACAAGGGGCGUGGUCAGCCAAUUAGAGCCUUUGUUCGCUGGAGCGCGCUUUCGUUGAAACCUAUCGAUUUUUUCUUGAGUUUUCGUGAAGUUUGUGAAAAAAGCCAGCAAGUGAAGUCAGCAAGUGCGCUCCCAUGAACACUUUGGCAAAAAGGGGCGUGUCCGGCCAAUCAGAGCCUUUGUCCGCUGGAGCGCGUUUCCAUUGUGUUUUAUUGAUUUUCUGCGUUUUUUCAGGGCUCCUGACGGCUUCCAACAAUAUCAUAGCGUUGGUUUGGGUCCUAAUCGGUCAGUUUUUGAGAAAAAUCCAUUGGUCGCAUUUGGAAUGGCUCGAAGGGGCGGGGUUUAGAUCAAACUCUCCUUGAAACAUAUGAGGGGCCGUUUACCUCCCCUAUAGAGGCCCUGAAGCUUUCAAAAGUGGCCACUCUAAUUUGUCUUUUUAGUUUUGAAUAUUUAAAAAAAUUAAAACAAAACCCUGUAGGGAUCACUUGAGCUUGAGGGGAUUUAGGGUCAGAUUUUAAACCCCUGUAGGGACGACUCUGGCGUACCUAUUUGCCGAUUGCAGUUACCUGUACACCCAAAGCGAAGCCGAGGACAUUCAAGCCAUUCCGGACGUUUUUUCGAGGUUAUUGAUUUUUCUCGAUUAUCGAUUGAUUUAUUGAUUUUUUUUUUUAGUGGUUCCCGGCCCACUAGCCCCUGCGUUUCCUCCGUCGAAUCCGCCUACGCAAACGCCGUGAAACCUUCCGGAUUCGUCACGAUGCCUUAUAAUUGUAUUAUUGCGUCCAUUUUUGUACAUAGUCCAUUCACCCCUAGCUUGAGGAAAUAGUGCGCGGAAACUAGAGAUUUAGACAAAUUUGUCGCUUUUCUGUCCUCCUAACCUAGCUUAUUUCUAGAAGGGUUUCCAAGCCAAAAAUUCCGAUCAUAAAUCCGAAAGUGGGCGUGGCUAGCAAAUAGUAAAAGUAGUUCGCUGGAGCGCACUCUCCUCAUGAUUUUUCAAGGCUCAAAAUUCUAAAAAUUUGAAAAUUUUCAGAUCGUCCUGACUUUAUCAUCACCUCGUCGCAAAUGAGCCCCGGGUAAUUUUUUAGAAUAUUUAGUGACGUCAUCACCGGAAUGAUGACGUCAUUUUCAAAAGGAUGACGUCAUUUUGUUCAGGCCAAGAACGAAUCAUCACGGCUUACACAAGACGGCUUCAGAAGUCCUUGAACUCGAGAAAAUCCCCCCAAUGUUGGUUUUUUUUUCAAGAUUCACUUACUUUUGCUCAUUUUACCUCAUUCUAGCAAUCGAUAACCGAUUUAGUCACAUCUAUGGUUUCAAAUCCGUAUCGCUCAUGUUAUAUCAUUCUAGCGACUAAUUACUAGUUCAAGCAGUCUGAAGAUUUUUCCAAGAGUCCUUGUCAUAUUGCUCAUGAUACCUCAUUCUAGCAAUUGACCUCCAAGCAGUCCUCGGGUUUUUUUUUUCAAGUUUAACAGAAAACGUUACGUAUUGCUCAUGUUACCUCAUUCUAGCAACUAAUUACCGAUUUCAGCAGUCAAACGCCCACGCGCCCAAAUCGACAGGACUCUCCGAAAGCAGGUAAAUUUUAUUAAAAAUCAAAAAGAUGACGUCAUUGAAAAUCCUAAUUUGGUGACGUCAUGAAUGAAAAUUCCAGUUUUCGUGACGUCAUAGAGCCCGAAGUUGAUCAAAAAUGAAGUCAAUUUGUUUCCUAAUGAUCAAUAUGUCAUCAAAACCGUUUUUCAAACUGAUGACGUCAUUUUUGAUCAUACAGAAUGGUUAGAAGCUGUACAGAAUAUCAUGACGUCACUAUAUUAAAACGGAAAUUGAGCUUCCUGUUUGAAAAAAUGUAGAAUAGAAACUUUUGCUUUUUCUAUGACGUCAUUAGGGCGAGCCUGGAACGCGGCUUAAUGACGUCAUAAAUCCCAAAAUCUUUCCUUUUUCAGCCAAAAUGUCGGUUCGCCUGUACCCCGUUUGA
Molecule: messenger RNA, 8847 nt
Organism: Caenorhabditis auriculariae
Lineage: Eukaryota; Metazoa; Nematoda; Chromadorea; Rhabditida; Rhabditidae
Source: the annotation of a GenBank genome assembly